This is a messenger RNA of Neurospora tetraspora, 1703 nucleotides long. Its product is annotated as manganese and iron superoxide dismutase. Gene Ontology annotation, molecular function: superoxide dismutase activity; metal ion binding. The transcript is spliced from 2 exons. Bases 261 to 1208 code for a protein of 315 amino acids. Lineage: Eukaryota; Fungi; Ascomycota; Sordariomycetes; Sordariales; Sordariaceae. Gene Ontology annotation, biological process: superoxide metabolic process. The record is from RefSeq and is a predicted model, not a curated record.
GCAAAAAAAGUCUCGAAAGUCGCGUCCCACUUUGACGGUCUUCCGGGGUUGAUUGCCCGUGUGUUUUGAAGUGCGUCCGCCGGCAGUCCGUCCAGUCUUGAAGUCGUCUCCGUCCGUCCUCAAGGUCCCCCCACCCACCGUCCACCGUCCACCUCCCCCGACCGAACGACCGGCCGACCUUCCCUCCCACCGAACCUUUCCUCCGAACCCCGGACCGUUUUUUUCUUUUACGGAGAAAAAGACCAAACACAACAGACAAAAUGAUCGGCUCCAUGGGUCUAAGGAUACCCCGUGCGACAAGCUCGCUCCUCGGCCGUGCUGUCAACGCCGUCGCCACCAACCAGUCUGCCGCCGCCAGCAUCGCCGCCCAAAGGAGAUGGCAGCACUACCUUAUGCCGCUCCGCGACAACUUCGAGCAGAAAGGCAUCCCCAACUUCCUCAGCCCCGGCUCCAUCAACAUGGCCUAUACCGAGUACCAGACCUACAUCUUGGAGAAGCUUAACGCGCUUGUAGCAGGCACCGACUUCGAGCAAAAAGACACCAAGUCCAUCGUCCUCGCCACCGCCCGCGACCCCGAGCUCGCCCACGUCUUCAACCACGCCUCCAUGGCGCACAACAACCACUUCUUCUUCGACCACCUGUCCCCGGCCCCCGUGAAGAUGGGCGACAAGCUGUUCUAUCACAUCAACGAGAACUUCGGCUCCGUCGACACGCUCCGCGACGAGAUGAUCGGCACCGCCGUCUCCAUGUUCGGCCCCGGUUUCGUCUGGCUCGUCCGCACCCAGCUUCCCGGUCAGCCCGUCGCCCUCCGCGUUAUGGCCACCUACCUGGCCGGUUCCCCUUACCCGGGCGCCCACUGGCGCCGCCAGGAGGUCGACGCCCAGACUGCCAUCGGCAGCUCCCCCCAGGGAUUGGCCAACGGCCAGCGCUUCCUCGAGCGCAGCGCGGCUGGGUUCAAGGGCAACAGGCUCGAGCCUACGGCUCCCGGCGGCACUGAUUUGAUCCCGAUCUUGUGCCUCAACACGUGGGAGUACGCCUGGCUCCGCGAGUACGGAACCGGUGUGGGUGGUAUGGGUGGUAAGCUGGCGUAUGCGCAGAGCUGGUGGAACAUGAUUGAUUGGGCUAAGGUCGAGGAGGAGGCCAGGCUGGAGGCUAGGAUUUUGACGGGUGGUGAUAGCUCUGUUUCGCCUCUUGCUUCCGUUUUGUAAGGAAGAGGAGGGAGGAGUGGGGAACUAAAGUAGGAAGCGAGGCGAGAGCGUGAAAGCUUGAGCUUUGACUUUUUGGUUCUGACUACUCGAGACUACUGGUUCAUCAAUUCUUACCUGCCGCCGCCGCCGUCGGUCUGCCGGUUGUUACCUUGUCCUGUUCGGUCUCUGUUUGUGAGACAAGAGAAGAGCGAGUGGAAAAGGGAUGCGAUGGCCGGUUAUACGGUUUCUGUCUAACUUUGUGUAUCUGUCUGUGUAUAUGGAACCCGGGGAAAAUUGGGAAAUGUGUUCUGUACGAUAGGAUAGCGUGAUGGUGGGGCUGGCCGGAAAAAGAGAAAGGAAAGUAAAAACCAACCAACCUUGACGACUGUCAUUCAUGUGUUCACAUAUAUCAUCAUUGAACGAAGUCGUUGCGGAAGAAGGAAGCCAUAUACCUGCCAAUUGGAGUAUAUAAACAUGCAAGAUACGUACAAAGCUACAAACGUCGAACGAAGCAUU